Messenger RNA from Phycomyces blakesleeanus NRRL 1555(-), 2006 nucleotides. RefSeq lists its product as hypothetical. The record is from RefSeq and is a predicted model, not a curated record. Gene Ontology annotation, molecular function: ATP-dependent protein folding chaperone; ATP binding. Lineage: Eukaryota; Fungi; Mucoromycota; Mucoromycetes; Mucorales; Phycomycetaceae. The transcript has 9 exons. Bases 184 to 1845 code for a protein of 553 amino acids.
GUAGUUUGUAGUCCUGUAGUUCUGCGUACAUCUGUGCCCUUUCUUUCUUUCUUUCUUCCUUUAUUUCUUUGUGUGUAUCUUGUAUACACACACACAUAUAUACAUACGCACACGCACGUACGCACGUACGCACGCACGCACGCACGCACGCAUAUCUCUUACUACCCAAACAAAGUUCAACUGAUGACAAGCUCAAGACCCUUUAAUCCCAACGAUUAUCCCGUCGUCAUUGGAAUUGAUUUCGGUACUACAUUCUCCGGGUGCUCUUAUUCAUUUGUCCACAAUGAUGAAGUAGUUGACAUUGUUAAAUGGCCCAAGCAAAACAACAAUGUCUAUCCCAAGACUCCUACAUUGAACUUUUACCAAGGCAGCUCAAAUCAAAUGGCUCAUUGGGGUAAUGCUGCUCGCCUAGAGAUGCUGCGCCCCACCGCUCGUAAUUCGGUGCUCCUCAAACAAUACAAGCUUUAUUUGGACGAGAAUAUCGCAAAAGAUCUCCCCCCACUCCCCAAUGGCCUGACUAUUGUUGACGCUAUUGCAGAUUAUCUCCAUGCUUUCCAUGAGCAUGUCGUAAGUGAAUUACGAAAGGGAUUCGCACGUAACUAUGGUCAGCAUCAAUUCAGAUAUUGCCUCACAGUCCCUGCAAUGUGGUCCGAUAGAGCAAAGAGCACUAUGCGUGAAGCUGCUAUCAAGGCUGGUUUAAUCGAGGAAAAUGAUCAUCGUGAUCGAUUGAUGUUGAUCUCUGAGCCCGAAGCUGCUGCUCUUUACUGUGAAAAGAAGUGCGAACAAUACAACCUUGGUCACAACGAUCAAUUCAUGAUUUGUGAUGCUGGAGGUGGUACUGUGGAUUUGAUUGUCUUCCGUAUCGAUGAACGCAGCGGACGUAAACUCAAGGAAUGGACAAAGGGUCAUGGUCAGUCGUGUGGCUCAGUAUUCCUUGACCGCCGCAUGCGUAAAUUGCUGAAGAAAAAGUUCAAGGAAUAUCUGUCGUCUAUCCCUGCGUCUGCAUUUGAGACCAUGAUGGACACAUUUGUCGAUCUUAUCAAACCCCAGUUCGACGGUGUCGAAGACCAGUUCAUCUCUCUACCUGCUGCCAUGAAUCUCGAGUCACUCAACAACCCAGCCAUUGGCCUAGAAGACGGUACUCUGUGCAUAAGUGCAGCCGAACUGAAACAAGAGGUGUUUGAGCCGGUCAUCAAGGAAGUCUUGGCAUUGAUCGAGGACCAAUUGAUGAAGGCAGGGUCAAUGCAGGCCAUCUUCUUGGUCGGUGGCUUUGGAUCUUCAAACUAUCUGUUUGACCGUGUCAUGGAGGACUUUGGCUCUCGUGUUGGGUUGGUGGCAGUUCCGCCCCGUUGUGAACUUGCCGUGGUCAGAGGAGCAGUCUAUUUUGGUCUGAACCCUCGCAUUGUUACCACUCGUAUUCCGAGAUACUGGUAUGGUAUUGACACUACCACCAGCUUUGAGGAAGGCAUCGAUCCCCCGAAUUACAAGAUCGUCAGAGCCGAUGGAAGUGUACGGUGCGAUAACAGAUUCUCUGUUUACGUCUGGCGUGGUCGCCCAUUAGAUAUUGACAAUUGUAUGUCCAAAGACUUUUUUGCCUAUUACCCCCACCACACCACAUGUACAUUGUAUGCAGCCGACACCGAAGAGCAACCCCGCUAUAUUACUAGCCCAGGUGUCCGUAAAGUAGCCAACUUCACCAUUCCUAUGCCAGAACUCACUGGUGUAAUGGAGGGUGAAAAGGUCGAUUUGUCUAUAAAAAUGUAUUUCGGUGAAGUUGAAUUGAGAGUAGAAGCUGUUAUUCGCGGAAAAACUUAUGGAACAACUUGCACAUUCGAUACAGACUAAACUGCCACAAGUGUGUGUGUAUAUUAGCCAUUUAUAGGAAUUUAUAAAAAACCAAAGAAAGAAAGAAAGAAAGAAAGAAAGAAGACAAGAAAUUGAAAUUGAAAUUGAAAUGUUUUGAAACGCGUUUUUGUUUUGUUUUGUUUUCUUUUCUUUUCCUCACA